Messenger RNA from Corylus avellana, 1039 nucleotides. RefSeq names its product Nucleic acid-binding, OB-fold-like protein. Lineage: Eukaryota; Viridiplantae; Streptophyta; Magnoliopsida; Fagales; Betulaceae. Gene Ontology annotation, biological process: positive regulation of helicase activity; mitochondrial DNA replication. Gene Ontology annotation, cellular component: mitochondrial nucleoid. The record is from RefSeq and is a predicted model, not a curated record. Gene Ontology annotation, molecular function: single-stranded DNA binding.
CCCUCUUCCCUCCCCCAUUUCCUUUUGCCAAAACCAAAAAUCAGUGAGAAAGAAAAUGGCGAACUCAAUGGCAACGCUGUCACGGAGGCUGUGCCGCUCUCUGCUCCCAAGCGCUAAGCCGGCCUCCCAUUACCUCUCCUCUAUGUCCUUCUCCACCGACAACCUCUCCGACUUGGACGAGUCCGAGAAGGCAGCCCUCAACUCCGACCCAGACUCAGACCCCCCAUUGUCUCAGCAAUCUUCGCCAUCACAGCCACCAAAAGAACGCACGGUGUACGAUCACCCCCUCGAGAACGGCCUCGAUGUUGGCAUCUAUAAGGCCAUAUUGGUGGGGCAGGUGGGGCAGAAGCCGUUGCAGAAGAAGCUGAAGAGUGGGAUGACGUUGACGAUGUUGUCGAUUGGGACCGGUGGGAUUCGCAACAACCGGAGGCCAUUGGACCACGAGGAUCCGAGAGAGUACGCCAAUCGGUGCGCGGUACAAUGGCAUCGGGUUUCCAUUUAUCCGGAUCGGGUGGGCAGGGUUGUCGUGAAGAAUGUUGUACCUGGUUCGAUUCUAUAUUUGGAGGGGAAUCUUGAGACCAAAAUCUUCACUGAUCCAGUGACUGGUCUUGUUCGACGUGUAAGAGAGAUUGCGAUUCGCCGCAAUGGUCGCAUUGUGUUUUUAGGUAAGGGGGAUGAUGCACAGCAACCAUCAGAAUCGGAAUUUAAAGGUGUUGGGUAUUACUGAAAGUGUUGCUCAAGUGUUGGAAUCAGCAAAGGUUUAUUUGACAGAAACCAAUUUUUGAGGCCUGUAAUUAUGUGUUCAUUUUUGGUUUUGAAAUAGCCAGGAUGGAGGAAGAAAACUUGAAGCAAGCGCCUUUAUUUGUCACGCUCUGUUUUGGAUGCCAUGAUGGGUUGGGAAAUUAAAUAAUUUAUUUGUCAAUCCAUCAUUUCCAUCAUCUUCAGAUGAAAUGAUGUUGUGAGAGAAGUUCACCUUCUACUUCCUUUCCUUUUUUUUUUUUUUUUUUCUGAGCGAAGUUCACCUUCUACUUGAUUGUCA